This is a messenger RNA of Notothenia coriiceps (black rockcod), 3707 nucleotides long. RefSeq names its product fibrocystin-L-like. The transcript is spliced from 24 exons. NCBI's taxonomy places the organism in Eukaryota, Metazoa, Chordata, Actinopteri, Perciformes, Nototheniidae. The record is from RefSeq and is a predicted model, not a curated record. Bases 1 to 3603 code for a protein of 1200 amino acids.
AUGUAUUUAGUAACCCAGGAUCAGAGAAGAAAGUGGGUGGUUUUGGACAGUGACACCCCCGCGCUCAAUAAGCUGACCGUGCUUGGAGUUCUGGAGAUUCCCGACCACUUGAACAGCUCGUCCAUCAGACAGGCCCGGGAGGUGCCAGUAUACAACACGGUGGUGGUGGACGCCGUCUACAUCUCCAUCCAGGGCGGCAGGCUGAUCGCAGGCUGGGACGACGAGCCGUUCAGAGGUCAGCUGACCAUCAAACUGAGAGGAAAGCACAGCACCCCUGACUGGCCCCUGCCCAACGGACCCAACCAGGGCUCCAAAGUGCUGGGUGUGUUUGGUAUCCUGGACCUGUAUGGACUCCCUCCCAGUGUUUACCACACCAAGCUGGGCUCCACUGCUGCGGCUGGAUCCAACACUCUGACCCUGUCGCAGGCUGUCGACUGGCAGGUUGGAGACGAGGUGGUCAUCUCCACCACCAGCUACAGCGCCUGGGAGACGGAGAAACGCCAGAUCACAGACGUGUCCGCAGACGGACUCAUACUGACCCUGAACCAGCCUUUGACCCACGCUCACAUUGGUGACACUCACUCCGGGGACUCGUUCUCCUACACCCUGGCGGCGGACGUGGGACUGGUCAGCAGGAACAUUAAGAUCGUGGGAGAGGAGUACGCAGAGAUGAUGGACGAGUCGUUCGGGGCCAGACUGCUGGUGGGCUCCUACUCCUGGGAGGGGAUCGACUACAGAGGAAAGGCUCAGAUCAGAAAUGUGGAGUUCCUCCGCUCGGGUCAGGAAGGCUGGACCGACUACUCCGACCCCCGAUACUCUGUGGCCUUCCUCAACCUGGGAGAGGUUUCAGAUACGGACUCGUACCUCCAGGGUUGUGCGUUCCAUGACGGCUUCUCUCCGGCCAUCGGAGUGUUCGGGACAGCCGGACUGAGCGUCGACGAUAACAUCGUCCACCGCACUGUGGGAGAAGGUAUCAGAAUCUGGGGUGACAGGACCACGGUGAGGAGGAACCUCGUGAUGAUGACCAUGUGGCCCGGGUCCUAUCAGGACAGAGAGGAGUCCUUCAACUAUGCCUGGAACGCUGCCAUCGAGGUCAACGAGGGGACAAACGUGGUCCUGCAGCAUAACAUCGUGGCCGGAUACGAGAGAGUCGCUUAUCGCAUCGAUGGAGAGCCAUGUCCAGGAUAUUUGAACAACAAUGAGAGGUGGAUGAACAACGAGGCUCACGGCGGUCUGUUCGGAGUCUACAUGAACAAAGACGGUCUGCCCGGCUGCAGCCUCAUCCAGAGCUUUUUCAUCUGGAAGAGCUUCGACUACGCCAUCUACUUCCAGAUCCCCAUGAGUGUGGUCAUUGCCAACGUGACCCUGGUGGACAACGGGAUGGGCAUCAUGCCUUUCGUCUACGGCCCCCCCUCUCUCUCCCAUGCAUACGCUGAUAAGACUGUACACGUUCAGAAUGCCUUGAUUGUUGGCAGCAGCCCGAGCUUCAACUGUUCCUCCACGUUGCCAGGCAGCGACUUUAAUAUAGUCAACAGUGGCAACAGCCGGGCCCCGAGACCCCCCACAGGCGGAAGAUCUGGAAUCUGUUGGCCCAAUUUCCUAUCCAGCCACAACACCGCUCCAAAAAAGCCCCAUCAUAUAAACAUGGCGUACAACUCCAUCAAAGGACUGAUGACAGUCAGAGACACAACAUUCGUCAAUUUCGGGACAGUCUGCUCCGGAGAAAUAAACGUUGCGUUCAUGACCAACCCGCUGAACGAGGACCUGCAGCACCCUGUGCACGUGUCAGACAUCACCAUGAUCGACAGCCAAGAGGAAGGCAAACUCUUCAUCCACAGGCCUGACGUCAGCAAAGCGAACCCGUCUGACUGUGUGGACAUGGACUGCGACGCGAAGAAGAAGACGCUGCUGCAGGACCUGGACGGAUCCUUCCUCGGGGCCGUGGGUGCCGUGGUGCCUCAGUCUGAGUAUGAGUGGGGGGGUGAUACCAGGAGAGGCCUGGGCGACUACCGCAUCCCCAAAGUGAUGCUCACUCACCCCAACGGCAGCCGCAUCCCCGUGGACCACAUCGCUCCGUACAAAGGUGUGAUCAGGGAGGACUGCACCUUCAUGACCUCCUGGCAGAGCUACAAGUGUUUCGGGCUGAACUACAGGAUGCUGGUGAUCGAGAGUCUGGACGCUGACUCGGAGACCAGACGCCUGUCCCCCGUCGCUCUGCUCGGGGACAAAUUCAUCGAUCUGAUCAACGGUCCUCAGGAUCACGGGUGGUGUUCGGGCUACACCUGCCAGAAGAGGGUCUCUCUCUUCCACACCAUCAUCGCCACCGGACACUCCUUCGACGUCUUCUUCUCCAGCGUCAGCCCUCAGAAACUCCGCCUCAUGAUGCUCCAAGCUAAACCGUCUGAGAGCGUUAUGGUGUCAAUCUUCUACUCCAAGCCGCAGCGGUUGGAUGUGUACGUCAAUAAUGAACUGGUUCCUCCAACUAACGCUAAGUGGAACGAUGAUAACACUGACUACACCCUGAAGAAGCCCCUCGCACCAGGUCAAUACAUCCCUUCGCUGAAUGGCACUGACGGCAACAACUACUUCGACCGGGAGAACAAGAUGCUGAAGGUGGUGGUGAAGGGCUCCCAGCCGGUGGAGAUCCGCACCGCCCCCGUCCUCGUCAUCUCCUUCGAUCUGCCCGCCAUGACGGAGGCUGAGUUCUUCGGAGACGACCUGAUUAAUAACCUCGCUAUAUUCCUCAAAGUUCCCGCAAACAUGAUCCGCAUCACCAACAUCAUCCGGGAGGACGGAGGCGCCCGGCGCAGGAAGAGGUCCACCGGCCUGAAGGUGGAGCUGGAGAUCAAGAAGCCUCCCGUACAGCAAACCUCCAACACCACCGACGAUGAGCAGGACUUCACGCUGUUGAAGAGCAUCGCUGAUGAUCUGGGUCAGGCAGCGGUUUCCGGAAACCUCGGUAGCUCCAUCGGCUUCAACGUGUCCUCCAUGGGCGUCAUCCAACCCCCCCCACCAGCCUCUGACCCCACUUGGAAGGAGACAGCCGAAGAGGAGGUGACGAGGGAAGAGGCCCCCGUGAGCUACGUGUCCAGCGUCAGCGACCUGCUGCUGGUGGAGGAGCCCCUCACCGGGGAGUUUGUGGGACCCCUGCACCAGCAGCCCAGUCUCAUGGCUGUGGACGAGCUGGGUAACUGUGUCUCUGUGGGAGUCACCAGCCUCGCUGUGACCGCCAGCCUGAAGGACUCCAGUGGGAACGCUGUGGACGGACUGGUGGGAAACACCUCCAUCCUGUUCAGCACCUGCUGGGCCAACUUCACCGACCUCUCCAUCCAGAACAGCGGUGAGAACCUGACCAUGGUCUUCACUCUGAAGCAGUGGGACGCUGAAUCACGCGCCAUCACUGUUGAAGACCUCCCCACUACCCAGGCCCCGUCCACUACCAUCAUCCCCACCGACGCCCCAGAGACCACCCCCGAGACCCCAGAGACCACCCCCGAUGACAGCCUGUUCGGCUCCAGCACCACGGUGACCGCCAACAGCCUGUGCCUGGUCAGCGUCAUCUACACGGUGGCCUGCUGCUCCGACGGCAUCCCCAUAUGUUAGAGAGGAUCCCUCACAUUCAGAUUAACACCGGGUUGUCUGCUGAAUAAAAAAAGAUCCUUAAAUAUAUUACACACAUGGCUGUUUUUUUCUAUUUCUGUGUUACA